[Candida] anglica is the source of this 603-nucleotide messenger RNA. The record is from the annotation of a GenBank genome assembly. Lineage: Eukaryota; Fungi; Ascomycota; Pichiomycetes; Serinales; Debaryomycetaceae.
AUGGCUUUAUAUUACAAUUUGGUUUUUGCUUUGUUGGUGGUUGAAAUGGCCUUCUUCACGGUCUUGUCAUUACCUUUCCCCAGACGAAUUAGAAGAUCUGUUCUUACAACUUUCUCAGCCCCAUUCCAAAAUGAACAGUUUCAAAUAGCCUUGAAAUGUAUCUUGGGGUUCAUUUUGGUUUUAUUCAUUGAUUCUGUCAACAGAGUUUAUACCGUUACUCUUGAAUUGGGUGCUUCUUCUGCUGCUAACUCUGGUAAUUCCGGUGCUAUUGCUGGUCUUGUCAAUGAUAGAUCUGAAGUGCAAGCUAGAAGAUUCUAUGCUCAAAGAAACAUGUAUCUUUGUGGAUUCACUCUUUUCUUAACUUUGAUCUUAUCUAGAACUUACUCUUUGGUUGCUGAAUUGAUCUUGACCAAGGACAAGUUGGAUAACCUCAAGGCCAAUGAUUCUUUGAAAUCUGGUCCAAAGCAAGAUUCCGCUGAAAUCCAACAAUUGAAACUUGAAUUGGCUAAAAAGGAUGAAGAUUUGGAAAUUUUGAAAGAGCAAGCUGCCUCUUUAUCCAAGGAAUAUGAUUCUGUUUCUACCGGUAUCAAGAGAACUGCUUAA